Molecule: messenger RNA, 3468 nt
Organism: Ciona intestinalis (vase tunicate)
Lineage: Eukaryota; Metazoa; Chordata; Ascidiacea; Phlebobranchia; Cionidae
Source: RefSeq, a predicted model, not a curated record
AUUUGUAUGUUGUGCCCUAUUUUUCAGGUUAUAGCAAUGUACUUUGUAAUACUAAAUUUUAACUCCUUAAUUCUCAUUCGGUUUACUCCAAAGUGUUGAUGCUCUACUCUAAUUAAAUCGCAAAUGGAUGAAGAAAACAACGAACGAACUUGGAAAAGUUCAAUUCACCUUGAAAAAAUACAAAGUACUUGCGCAAAACAAUUUAAGGUGUUUUCAGAAGCAUGCGCAAAAUCGUUAAUGAACCAUAGCUUUCUUUCCAUUGCUCUGCCAUGCAUAAUUAGCAUUGCGUUUGGACUUGUGCACGUAACAUCACAACCUAAUGAUACCAAAGACGUAAUUAACGUCAAACGAAUGUUUUUACCACACGAUGAUGAAUAUGAUUCGAUCCAAGGCUUUGAAACGAAAUGGUUCGGGGACACUUGGAACGCAUUGGGUUCAAGCAAACACGCUGGCCACCUAAUUCUUGAAUCAAAAAACAAAGGAGAUAUUUUGAGUCGAGAAUCGGUUGAUGACGUCAUCAAGCUUCAUAAUUACGUCAUGACGUUUACCACGCUGGAUCCAAAAGAUAAUUCAACAACGUCAUACCGAUCGGUUUGUAUUAAAGACGACAAGCGACGUCUCGGAAACGAAACUUCUUGCCAGAUUGAUCCGCUGUUAAAAAUUAUGCUGCAAUGGCACACCGACAACAGCCCUUUAGUUUUCCGCGUAAGAACCGAUGAAAAGACUGGCGUUUCGUCGCCACUUUGGACAUAUCCAAAAGGGCGUUCGAUCAAGCCAGGGGAUCAGGAAACAAAUAACGCUUCAAAGAGGGAAGUUUUUCUUUCUCGAAAUAUUGGUUUGUUGGACAAAGACUCCUCUUCAGCACGAACGUUACAUCUCAGUUAUUUGCUGAAAGAACCACAGAACCAGGAUGAUGCAAAACACAUUUCUCAGUGGCUUGGUCUCUUCUUCAAAGAGAUGGAAAAAUACGUCAGUGAUCACUUCACUGUUCUUGUUGAGACAUCGGAAAGCAUAAACAAUAACUGGAUUGACUUGGUUCAAUUAAAAGCCCCACAUGUGGUUUAUUUCUGUGUCAUCAAUUUCUUUCUCGUCUCCAUUUAUUCCGCCACCUUGGGGGAUUUUAUUUGUGGUGCUUACUUAGGGAUCUGCAGUGUAUGCUCUCUCUUUAUGACAAUCGUGUGCACAGUUUCCAUUCAUAACUUAAUAUACGGGAACCCAUACUUCAAUUUUGUGCAAUGCGUGCUCCUAAUUGCAGUUUCACAUGCAUUAUUCCAUGCUCGAUUUGUAAAAUACUUUAUCGAAUCCUUGAGAAAGUUGAACACUCAACAAGAAUGUGAUGAAAUAACAGAAAGGAAAAUUUUCACUGAGGUUUACCAUCUAACUCUAAGCUGGAAUGUUGUUUUUCUGGUGGUGUUUCUUGUUUCAUUCAGUGCAUCCUGCAUACCCCCUGAUGUAUUAUCAUCUAUACACCAUAUGUCUGUAACAUUAUGCAUAGGUUUUUUGAUUAGUUUUUCAUACCACGCAACUUUCUUUCCAACUUGUGCUCGAGUUUAUCAAACUAUGAUACGAGAAGGAGUUGAAUCGAUCCGUGCACGUAGAAUAUCGAACAUGAAAUAUGGGAUGAUGGAAUUUCCAAGCGAUGGUUCUUCUCACGGGCAUCAAUCUAUCAGAAGACAUCAUGGCAGGCCAAAAAUAACAAGAGAGCGAACUUCAAAAACCAAAAAAUGUAAAAAAAUGUUCAGAUCGUGGUUGGAGUCUUAUUUUAAUGGAGUUGUAUCGACGUACAUGCGACCAUUGACCGUUUUAUUUUAUCUCACUUAUCUAUCUUUCUGUUAUGUUGGUUGCAUUCACUUUUCAGAAGGCAUGUCUCCAUUUAAACUUCUGCCUAUGAAGAGCAUUGACUUGAAAUGUUUGCAAAAAGUUGAUGAAGAUUUUGAACCUUUUACUCCUCGCUUUGUGGUGAUGGGGAGGGUGAAUGGUGAUCCCUGGGACGAGGAUGUGAGUAAUCAUCUCCAUCAGAUCCACAACCAGAUAGUUGAAACUGAUGUCAUUGAUGAAGCUAGCUCUGAUAAUUGGUUCCUGGAUUUAUUAAGUUUUUCUGAGAAGAUAAAAGAAGAAGAAAAUCAAGCUUAUGGUUCGCAUCAAAGUCGAAUGAGAGGACCUGAGUUAUUUAUUGAUCCAUCAAGUUAUGCUGUACCAGGACUCAACGAACCAGAGGUUCCAAUUAUCAUUGACGACUGGACAUCUCUAUGGGCAAAUUACACAAUGAGUGAACGAUACAGAGAAAGACUUGGCGUGGAUAUCUUAUUUUCGAGAAACGAUUCCACGAAAAAGAGUUUUAUUUUUAGGUGGAUUUACCAAACACGAAAUUUAAAAUUUCACGAAACAAAAAAGGAAUUUAUAGAAAACUUAAAAAAUAUCAAGAAAAUGUAAAUUUGGAUAAAUUUUCUCAGAUUUAUUUUUAUGCUCCUGAAUUUCGCUGGUCAAGCAAUUUAACUAACUUUACCAAACCAACAGAAUCUGUGUUUGCUCUUGUUUUGGUUGCAAUUUGUAUCUGCAUGGUUCUGCUGAAGAUGUACGUCUCUAUAAUAUGGCUUAUUUUCACAAGUUUAUCAAUUUGCUUUGGAUUGUGUGGUCUCCUUAGUUUCUACAGCAUUGAACUCGACUCUUUUAUAUUUCCAUGUAUUUUGUUCGUUCUGCCUUUCUCAUCAGUUCUAACUUUCAGUCUUUUUAAAACUUUUGCAGAAGGAAAAAAUGUUGGCCGUUCAAAAUGCGCACGAAUCAAUUUAAAAGAAACUUCAUCUCAUGGUGUCUUCUGUCUGGCCACGUUACUUGUUUACUCCAUUAUCCUAGCAUUUGAUCCUUCAUAUUCGUUUCACAAUCCACUCUUCGCUCUUCUACUUCUCAUCCUGAUAUCCUCCCUCCAUUUUUUCUUUUUCAUCCCAGUUCUUCUCACCAUCUUCCCUCCUUCGAAGAAGAUUUCCAACAGUCUUCCUCAAAAGAGCAAAAAUGCAAAAACUGGAAAAUCUAAAAGAGAAGCAUUUCAGCAGCGCCCUCAUCUCCACGCCAGAAGAUUCUUUUACGAUUCGCAACGAGCUGCGAGCUUUAGAUCAGAGGAGGAAGACGGAAGAAUCGAACACAUCACUUGCCUUUGAUGCUUACAUAGUUAUGAAAAUACGGUUAUUGAUGACAUUUUUAUUGUUAAACAAGUUUAGUUAUUUGGAUAAUUGAUUGUAACUUGUUUAUUCUCGCGUGGCCAGAAAACGAAGUGUUAACCGUAGUCUAAUGGGUUCAACCAAUGUAAUUUAAAAAAACAUUUUUUAUAAUGUGUUAACUACAAUUUUUAUAUUUUACUAGUGUUUUAAAUGAAUUUUAAAAUUCUAAAAGUGUAAAUAAGUUUUCUGCUUUUUGAUAUAUUAUAACGGCAAAAGCAAAGUAGUUUUAUCGUAAAAUAAAUUCCUAAAUCCC